This is a messenger RNA of Sinocyclocheilus anshuiensis, 3582 nucleotides long. RefSeq names its product tyrosine-protein kinase SgK223-like. The record is from RefSeq and is a predicted model, not a curated record. Gene Ontology annotation, molecular function: protein kinase activity; ATP binding. Lineage: Eukaryota; Metazoa; Chordata; Actinopteri; Cypriniformes; Cyprinidae. Gene Ontology annotation, biological process: protein phosphorylation. The transcript is spliced from 8 exons. Bases 216 to 3554 code for a protein of 1112 amino acids.
AGUCUGAUCAGAUCAGAGUCACGCAGCGCUGCUGUCUGUGGGUUUCUCCGCGUCUGUUUUAUGUGAAAGAGCGGAAUCACGCGUGUUUCAGCGCAGGUUUGCAGGCUGCUGGUCUCCUGUGCCACACACUAUGUGACCAAACACCGUCGUCUGUUCUCAGCUUGUUCCGGCCGGCAGUAGAGUCGAUCAGACCGGAGCUCGAGGUCUGUGUUAAAAUGUCUGCGUGUGGAGAGUUUGCAGAGCACGUGUGGAAACCAGGCUCCUGUAAGAACUGCUUCCAUCCGCGCAGCGCUCACGGACAGACCGGCACGGCGGGAGGAGCUUGUGUCCGAACGAGUCUGAUCGGGGAAGACGAGGGUGGGGUAACGUCUCCCUCUCCGUAUAUCAAACCCACCGUCGCUGUCAGACCCACCAUGAUGAACAUGGACAUCACAGUGGAGGUCAAGACGGAAAUGAAUACAGAACAGAACAACCAGAAGACCUCUGUAGGACUGAAGAAAGCUCUGGAUUUGGCUCCUCUGUACAUCGAUAGCAAUGGAUGUAAUAAAUCUCUCAGAGAAACCAUAAUACAAAACGGCAUCUCCGGAAAGAAGUUCUCCCCAAACGUUUGUUCUCCCACUGGAUUAUCCAAAGACUGCAUGAUUAUCAGCAAUAUAUUUAUGAGUCAAGAAGAUGGCUGCGUUCAACACAGUCUAAAAGAGAAUGGGAACAGUGACUCCUAUAGACAGAUGACCAAAGCGGUCAAGAGCACUUACGCCAAUGGAGAUCUAUGUCUUCACAACAGGACUGGAAACAGUGAUGGAGUUACAAGUCCUCUAAGGGCAUCCGUAGAGGAAAGGCAAGCCAGAACCGCACCAGGGAAUGUGGUUAACGGAUCGUCCAAUGAGAUGCCAGGUACUUCGUCGUCUCCGAUGACUCCAGACUCCUUCCGCGAAAGCCUAUCAGCCUCGUGCUCCAAUCGGAGCAGCAUGGAUUCGUUAGUGGGACUCCGGAGUCCUCCGAAGUCUCCAAGCGUUCCACCAAACGUUCUUGAGGAAAGUGAUCCGAUAUAUGCUGAGAGCACCAAGAGGAAAAGACGACUCGAUGCUCAAUGCGACAGGAAGGCUCCGAAAUCCUCCGAGUCUGAAACCGAAGUCAACGUAAGCGACAAUCAAAGAGCGACUAUUACUGUCGUCGCCGCCCAUACUGAGAAAAACAACCGGACGUUUUACCUGAGCAGCCCGGAUUCGGCCGUAAGCACUCAAUGGACCCACUUCAGCCCAACCGCGCCCAAAGACCCAUCAAGCCCGGCGUUCACUUGGCCAAAUGCUCCUGAUGCCACUGAAACAACCCAACCCAAGCCUCGAUCCAGUCCCCCAGUUCCUCCUAAGAUCAGCACCCGUCCACCAAGACUUGGUACCUCCAGUCUCUCCUUACCGUUACCCGAGCUCAGCUUUCACGUGGGUCUUCCUCCAAAUCAGAUGACCUUGCAAGUGGACACCAAUGCUCAUGCCGUCCGAAACAAGUCCAACAGCGCCACGAGUCUGGAGGGAUGUAUUGACGAGGUAGAAGAGGAGGUUGAGUCCAAGAGAUUGGGCUCUUAUGGUGGGCUAGGCGACUCCAUCAAUGCUCCUGCUGUUCCGUCCAGAGAAUGGACGAGUGAGAGCAGUGCAGUGCCAGGCACCGCCAACAAAAGCACCAGUCAAAUGCCGGCAGAGGAUGGUAGAGCCAAAGAGAGCUUGCUCUUGAGUCCGUCUCCUCUCAUCCACUCCAGUGAACCCAACACCAGCCGGGAUCCCACGCCGCCUCCGCCGCCUCCCAAAAAACACCACCGGGUGUGUAAGCGUCUGAGUGGCAGUAAUAUGGAUCUGGAGCGCGUCGGUCAGCAGGGGUCAGUGGAGAAUCUCAGCCAAUCACUGCGAGGACUGAACUGCUGCACCAAUGCAUCCAGCGACAGCCUGCAGGCGCACUCCGACACCGACUCCACCCUCCACUCCAUCCCCUCCCCUUUCCCCAGCAGCCCGCUUGGCUCCGCCCCUUCAUCUCCACAGCCCGACGCGUUUCCCUGCACCAGCCUGGCCAAUCAGCUCCAGCCGCCUCCGUUACCACAGAAGAAGCUGGUGAACCGCACCACCUCGGCUCCGAGCGACUCUGGCGUCAAACCGCUCGCCUGUUCUCGCCCGCGUCUGGGGAAUGUGACGUCUUGCUCGUCUCCGCAGCUCAACACGCUGCAUCUGCAUGCGCUGCUCAGGAACAUGGACAGCCGCGAGGGCAUCUACUCCAAACUGGGCGGCCUGUACGCCGAGUCUCUGCGGCGGCUCGCACUCAAGUGUGAGGAGCAUUUCUCCAGCGGCCAGAGGAACACGCUGAGAUUCGACGAGAGCAACUGGUCACUCUUCAAACUCACCUGCAACAAACCCUGCUGUCUGUCCGGAGACGCUGUGUAUUACUCAGCCUCCUGCGCGUCAGACACUCGAAACACAUACGCCGUCAAGGUCAGAGAAUAUAUAUACAGAUUUCGACUAAAAGUAAUUAACUAUUUCUUCUCCCUCGCUCUUUUCUUCUGGUCAUGUGAUCUAGACUCCACCCUCCACUCCAUCCCCUCCCCUUUCCCCAGCAGCCCGCUUGGCUCCGCCCCUUCAUCUCCACAGCCCGACGCGUUUCCCUGCACCAGCCUGGCCAAUCAGCUCCAGCCGCCUCCGUUACCACAGAAGAAGCUGGUGAACCGCACCACCUCGGCUCCGAGCGACUCUGGCGUCAAACCGCUCGCCUGUUCUCGCCCGCGUCUGGGGAAUGUGACGUCUUGCUCGUCUCCGCAGCUCAACACGCUGCAUCUGCAUGCGCUGCUCAGGAACAUGGACAGCCGCGAGGGCAUCUACUCCAAACUGGGCGGCCUGUACGCCGAGUCUCUGCGGCGGCUCGCACUCAAGUGUGAGGAGCAUUUCUCCAGCGGCCAGAGGAACACGCUGAGAUUCGACGAGAGCAACUGGUCACUCUUCAAACUCACCUGCAACAAACCCUGCUGUCUGUCCGGAGACGCUGUGUAUUACUCAGCCUCCUGCGCGUCAGACACUCGAAACACAUACGCCGUCAAGAUCUGUAAAGGCCAGGCUCCGGACAGUAAGCAGGUUCAUCUGUACGGUCUUUCGGUGCAGCAGAGCAUCCCGUCUCACUUCAAUCUGCAGCAGGACCGCGGUCACUUCAUCGCCUGCGUGCCGCGGAGCAUGCUACCCAGCGAGGAGAGCGGUCCGGCCGAGCAGGAGUGCGUGGUGGUCAUCACCCGGGACGUCCCGCACCAGAGCGUGGCAGAUUUCGUCCGCGAGUGGGAGUCGUUCCACCGCGCGCAGCCGGAGGUUUACGAGCGCCGCGUGUGUUUUCUGCUGCUGCAGCUGUGCGCGGGUCUGGAGCAUCUGAAAGCGCACGGCGUCACGCAUCGAGAUCUGUGCAUGGAGAACCUGCUGCUGGUGCAACGUCCAGAUCCACAGCAGCACAGCCUCCCGCGCCUCCUCAUCAGCAGCUUCGCCAAAGCCAAGCGCCGCGACGCAGACCAGGUUAUUAUGAAUCAUGCUUAUUAAUAACAUGUCACAAUAUUAUUGUUUUUAC